This is a messenger RNA of Syzygium oleosum, 965 nucleotides long. Its product is annotated as nucleoside diphosphate kinase 2, chloroplastic. The record is from RefSeq and is a predicted model, not a curated record. Lineage: Eukaryota; Viridiplantae; Streptophyta; Magnoliopsida; Myrtales; Myrtaceae. The transcript is spliced from 7 exons. Gene Ontology annotation, molecular function: nucleoside diphosphate kinase activity. Gene Ontology annotation, biological process: CTP biosynthetic process; UTP biosynthetic process; GTP biosynthetic process. The coding region runs from base 24 to 746 and encodes 240 amino acids.
GCAGAGAGAGAGAGAGAGAGAGAAUGGAGGGUGUAGUAUUAGGAGGCGCGAGUAGCUGUGUCUUCUCGUCAUCUCCAACAACCGCCGCGGGCGGAAGAGAUGGAGUGGUCGUCUGCAGACCUCGGGCCGUCUUAUCCUGCGCCCCUUACCCGCGCGCCUCCGCUCACCGCCGUCUCCGCCUGUCGCCGUUCCCGUCGACCUCGCACCUGUUCUGCCCUGCUGCCGCUCCUCGCGCUUCCCGCGGCCGCACCAGGCCUCGCAUUUUCCUCCCUCAUUUGGUCGCUUCCUCGGAGCAAGUGGAAGAGACUUACAUUAUGAUAAAGCCCGACGGUGUUCAACGCGGCCUGGUCGGGGAAAUAAUUUCGAGGUUUGAGAGGAAAGGGUUCAAAUUGACUGGCUUGAAGCUCUUCCGGUGCCCCAGAGAAUUGGCUGAGGAACACUAUAAAGAUCUUCAGUCCAAGCCGUUCUUCCCUAAAUUGAUCGAGUAUAUCACAUCUGGACCAGUCGUUUGUAUGGCUUGGGAGGGUGUUGGUGUUGUUGCCUCUGCACGAAAGUUAAUAGGGUCAACAAAUCCUCUUCAAGCUGAGCCUGGAACGAUAAGAGGGGAUCUUGCAGUGCAAACUGGAAGGAAUGUGGUUCAUGGCAGCGACAGCCCUGAGAAUGGCCAACGUGAAAUUGCUCUUUGGUUCAAAGAAGGCGAAUUGUGCCAAUGGACACCUGCUCAAGCUUCAUGGCUAAGGGAGUGAUGAAAUAUUCAUGCAAUUCUAGAAGCUUUUUGGUUGACCACCUGUAAUAUCAAGAUUGUAUUCUUUGUCUGAGUUAAUAGUGCUUAAAUAUCCGGAUUACCUUGUAAUCUGGGAGAGAAACUUGGAAAAACUUUUGUACCGCGGCUAGUGAGUCUGUCUUUGUUUAUGACUUGGGGUUCCUCUCAAGCUGUCAUAAUGUGGAAAACCUGAAUAACUGUA